AUGGGAGAAGACAUUAAUGUUGAUGUUCUUAUCCAGACCUUAGAGUCAAAGUCAGCGUCACAAGAAGAAAAGAAUGAAGUAUAUCUUCAAUUAGCCAACCAGUUAAGAGAGGACAGCCUAAGUCUAGUGAGCCUUGAUGUUACUAAGAAUUCGCGGCAGUUCUGUGAGGUCCUGAAAAUGGACUUGCAACACAACCACAUCACUGCUAACGGACUUCAGAUCCUGGGCUUUUGUCUACAUGACAAGGAGGCUGUCGGAAAUUUGUCUGCAGACAUGUGUAGAAGUAUAUUAUCCUUACUGUGUGACUGUGUAGAGAAAACUGAGGAUAAAAAUCUUUGUGCCAAAUCCCUCUGGUGCCUUCAUCAGCAAAACAUUCCUAAAGAUAUUGUCAGUCAACAAGUGGAGUCAGUAUUGUCAGCAGUGGAACAAGCACUCCUGAGGUGGAAAAUGCAGUCAUCUGUUGUGGAACACGAAGCCUCACAAAUCAUUUACAGGUUAUUAAAGGAUUAUCGGCGGGAGAUGGAUGAUCACAUUGUGAGGUGGGGGAAGCUGCUGCUCCCACUAAUGGCCCACAAGGCCCCCAAAAUACACCAGUCAGCUCUAGAGGUUGUGAAGACAGAGUUACCUGCCCUUCUCUCUCAUCAGAAGGAGUUGGUACAGGCUCUAAUUCCAGAGUUUAAACUGAGAAUUGGUUCUGAGUUGAAGGGAUUCUUUACAUGUCAACAAGAAGUGCAUGCUUUGGAAUGCUGGGAAAUUUUUGUACAGAUUUGUGGAAAGGAACUUCAUCAUGGGAGUUUUAUCAACAUGCUUUUGCCAAUCAUGGAGCUGGCAUUUAAAGGUUCUAAUGAGGUCAAAGUUCGUGCUUUCCAAGCCUGGCAGGUUCUGAUUGACAACUUCGCUACAAGCCAUGAGAUUCUAACUUGUCCCAAGAGAAUUAAACUGAUAAUGCAGGUGCUGAAGAUAAACAAUGCCAAGACAGAAACUGUUGCCAUGGCAAAAUUACAGGUGUGGUGGCAUUUUAUCUGGCUCCUAGGACCAAAAGCCCCGGCUAACUUCGAACAGGUGUGUUUGCCUCUUUUGCAUUUUUGUGUGGGAGGAUCCAAGAGUACUGCAGGUGGACUUGGUACACCAAGAGCUCUUCCAAAUGGUACGAGUCCCAAGACUCCUAGGAUGAACUUGAGUGGAGGAAGUACGAUGGGGUCAACCUAUCCCAAGAUUCCCUGUCUCCAGCUGAGAGGGUGUGAGGUGCUGGCACAUCUUCUGGGGCGUGUGCCUGAAGAUAUCGAUAUACCCAAGUUCUCUUUCUCUUUAGAUCCUCUGACACAUGACCUGAUUACUGGGCCUGGAUUUUUUGUCAAGCAGUCUAAUGUAUUUGUUCACUGUGCUGCAGAGCUUAUUUGUGAUAUAGGUUCACAAAUUCCAGAAGGUCUACUGUUACACAUCUGGUUUUCUUUGAUUGCACACAUGAGGAAUGGUCUGGAAAGUGGGUCAAGGUCAGAGAUGAAGGACGCCUUCACUGUAUUCCUGACCCAGUUUCAGGUCAUAGUUUUGAGUGGAGCUCUAGAGCCUAAGCUAAUCCUGAAACUGUUCAAUGCAGUGUGUUGUUUACCGAGUAAAGCUCUGAAUUCGACAGCUUACAAUGUGAACUGUGGAGAAAAGCUACAUGGUACACCUGCACUCUUCCUGAUGCAGUUACUGUUGACUCCUACUCUACUGAAAGACUGUUCAUCACUGGAAAGCUAUAAUACUCUAUACAGUAAGCUUGUAAACAUUGGUAUUGGUGGACCAGGAUCGCUCGAGUUCGCUCAAUCUGUGCUACAUCUGCUGGACAUUAAUACCGAGUUUAUUGAGGGAGCGGAGUCGCUGUGGAGAUUUUGGAGUACUGUUGUGAACCCACUCCAGGAGUUCAUUGUUAAGACAGGGGAGGUAAACCAGGGUGAUGCUUUGGAACACAAUUUCAGUUGUCUAUAUGCCGUCCUGCUUUUCCCCAUUAAACAUCAGCUCCCAGAGAAGAUACCUCAGGUAUCAGUGAAAACUCUACAGAAAACCUGGACUGAGGUCUACCAAACGUUUGCCCGUUUAUCUGCCCUUGUUACGAAUGCAGAGGCUAACAUAAGUUGUGAGGAUCUUUGUCACCAAAUCAACAAGAGUCUGAAAGAUGAAGAAUCCCUUAGCCUCCAAAUGCUAGACUUUCUGUCACAUGCAUCUCAAACAAUAAUCAAUACUGUUGAUUUUUCCUCGCUGGGAUCAAGUAGCGCUUUUAAUAUUGGUGCUAUGCAGGUCAGUCCAGCAAAGUGGACAAAGAAGAAGCAUAAACCGAUGGAGAAUCUCCAUUCUCUGGCUGUCCUCAUAAAACACCUACUGGAGGCACUGAAUACACAUAUCAAAAGUGGGGAGAAGAAGGAAGCAUCAAAUUCUUCGUCUCCUCAGGGACCAGCCAAUGCAUUAACAGAUUGUCUGUGUACAAUGUUUACACAUCUCACAUCAUCCAGUGUGUUAGUGGCUGUGAUUGGUCACUUAUCUCAACCAAUCGGAGACUUGAUUCAGGAAUCCAUCAAGAAGACAUGUGCCAAAUUGUUCAAUAAUAACUUCAUGCAAAAGUUGGAGAAACUAUGGAAUGACAUCUGUACAUCACUGCAGAAUCGUUAUUUGGGGACAUACGACUCUGACUUCCUGUCCAAGUUGUCUCCGUUAUUAGAGGCCACAUUCCUACAUCCACGUCGUACCAUUAAGAACCAGACAGCCUUGUUUUGGAGUGCCACUUUUGGCCGUGCACCUCAGCUGCUGUACCCAGAGGCCCUCAGGCCAGUUCUAGCAAAGAUCAAGGAAAAAUCAUCAAUUCUGCUACCAGGCUGGGUGUCUAUACCUGUCACUGUAGUAGAGGAAACACCAGUUAGUCAGAUGAGCCAGCCAGACUCCCAGGCACCUGAGCCUUUUAUACCAGGCAUGCCGUCACCCAGAAAAAUCCAUGGCAGCUUUCUAAACAAGGCAGUGUCUCCAAACAUAAAAAACUCUCCUGCACGCCAUACAGAAAAAGUAACUAGGUCACCUGGCGCUGCCAGAAAAAAUCUGUCUAUAAAUGAUCUACAGAAAGAGGAUUUUGUUGUGAUUAAAUCACCACCCAAGAAGAAGAGAAUUUUAACAGAACACCAAAAAGAGGUCUUAAAAGAGAAAAAGGUAAUCCCCACCAUGUAUAAUACAUUGGAUCAUUCCCAGGACGUAUCCCUGAUGUUUGGUGCCGAGUCCCAGUUUGGAUCAGACACUCAAUCUGAGCCACAGACACCAGAUUCACUGAAUGUGAUUGACUCGAGUUUAUCCCAGUACACAUCACAGAGGAAGGAUAGACCCACCAAAGGGAGAACCACUAGAAAAUCUUCAUCAGAAGCUAGCGACAGGGAGGACUCCCAGAAUUCAAAGAAGGAGCUGGGGGUCGGAAAAAGGAGACGUUCUGUCCGGUUCAAGGAGACUGCAGAGGAAGUUGGUCAGGGUGGAGAGGUGGAAAAGAAGUCUGCUCAAGUGGAGGCGGACCGUGGAGAGACGAGUGUGGAGAAAUCUCAGGAGAUAGGUGUCAGACGUACGACAGCUGAGAAGUCACAAAGCCAGGAGAUAGGUGUCAGACGUACGACAGCCGAGAAGUCACAAAGCCAGGAGGAGUUUGAAGCACACUGGGAUCAAACUUUAUCGAAAAUGAUGGAUGAAGUUGAUAAAAUGGAGAAGAACAGUAUAGAACAUUUCAGUGUCAUUAAGGAUACAAUCAGCAGCUCACAGGAGCAGAAAGAUUACUCUAAUGAUAGUAAUUCUACUGAUUCUCAGAAUCUCUCAUCAGGGAAUAGCUCCCAGUCACAGCAAGCAGUCAGGGAGUCAGUCAAGAAAAUGAGUGAUUUAUCUCAAACUAAAGCUAGCAGCAGUGGUAAUGAUGAAUCAGCUAUUACAAAAGCUAGUGACUGUGGUAGUAAUGAAAAGGAAACUGGAUCCUCCAAAUCAUCAUUUGGGUCCACAGGGUAUGUGGCUCCUGAGAAUGUGAUGGAAGCAGUAGAAAUGGAGUGCCUUACCUACAAGUCUACUUCAUCUAGUGGUGCAGACAAGUCCUCAGAAAAUGGAGGGAAAAAAGAUGGAGAGAUGGAGACUUCUCAAUCCCUGUUGAUGUGGACCAAUCAGUUGAAAGAAAUAUCACCAGCGAAAGUCAAUUCCCCACUGAAAAAACUGAGUCAGGAGAGCAGUGGAAGUUCAUCCUCGAGGUCAACCAAGCAUUUUGCUUCUCCAGCUAAAAGAGGAAGGACUAAAGCCUUGGAAAAAUCUAGCAAAGGAUCUCAUAAAAUUGACGAAUGGUUGAUCAAGUCUCCAGAGAAAAGUUCACAAGAGAGUGGUAUAUCCUCCCAGGGGUCAGAUAAGUCCUCAGGGACCUCAUCAAGCAGCAGCCAGCCAUUGGAGGUGACAGUGGUGGAGGAGACACAGUCGCCAAAGAGCAUGAAGACGAGAGUGUCACCCAACUCGGUGCCCAUUCAAGAAACUCCACCACCACCUGCCAACAAAGAGCCAGCAAAGUUUGGCAAUACUAGGGGAAGCACCAGAAAGCUGUUUACAAAAGGAAUGAAGGAGAGCUCAAGUAUGGAUCUGUGUGAGGAUUCAAAUAUCAUACCAGGUUCUCCUGAGUCUAAAUCCAGUUCUCUCCCACUCCGAAUAGGAACUCCCGUGCUGAAACUGAAAAGACUGACAGAGGAUGAAAUAAAACAUUUCAGCCCUCGUAAAGGGGAUGUGGGUUUUGGUACUCCAAGAGAGGAAAGAAGUUCACAGGGUAGUGCUGUUGGAGUGCAUUCAGAGGACUCCAACCAUGAGCAUGAUGACUUCUCAGAUGUUUUACCAUUGGAACAGGUUCCCAUGUUGUCUUCUCAGGGAUUUGAAACCCAGGCUGACAGAAAAACUAGUGUAGACCAGGCAGACAACACACUGAUGACGAAUACAUGUACUGAGAAUUUGUUUUCUCAGAAUGAGAAUAAUUCUCAGGAGAAUAAAGAUUACAACCCCAAGCUACAUUCAACCUUCCAGCCCAACGGUGAGGGAAAAGAUGUACUGGGAACAGAGAAUCUGAAGUCGAGUCAAGAAUCAGAAAAUUCAGAGUUUGGCAGUGAGAAGGGGUCACAGUCUGAGGACCUUAAAGCAAUGGAAUCGGCAGCUACUUAUGAUCCAAAGGUGGAAUCAACAAUGGCUCAAGACACGCCAAGAAGAGGAAGGAAACGGAAACAGGAGACUCCUAAAAAGCUUUCACCAGAGAGCAGUCGACCCAAGAGGACACGAAAAGGCAAGGGGGAGGAUAAGACACCUCGAGGAAAAGCUGGGGAGAGUAAGAAAGGGAAACAGAAAGUAGACUCACAGGGAACAGCUGGAGACGAGAAAGAGAAAGUAGAGUCCAGUAGUGAAAAAAAAUCCGCCAGUAUUGAGAGUACAUCUUCUGAACAGGUUAAUGAUGAGAACUUGAGUCUAGAAAAAUUUACAGGAAAGGUCAGUCAGAAUACAGAAAAUAAUACUGAAAAAGAAAAUUACUCUACAUCUGAUGAGCGACAGUUGGACUCGGAAGGAUUAUUUUUGGAAAAGUCGCAAGAAAAGGUUACCAAGAACCCACCUAGUCAAAAGUUUGAUGAGGAGGAAAAACUUGAAAGCCUUGAGGUUAUAACUGCAAAGGAAAAAGGAGAGAAGACUCCAACUAGUAGAAGUACUGCAGAGGUUCCACAGAGGAAGAGCACAACCAAAAAGAAGAUGGAAGCUGCCAAGAAAAGAUCCAAGAAAAAGGUGAAGGGUGGAGAAAAAGUAAUGUCAGAUAGUUCUGAAGAUGAUAUGCCAUUGGCACAGACUUUGAAAGAGUCGACCAAGUCUAAAAGUAAACUGGAGAGCAAGAUAGACAAGACAACUGAGCAAGAGGAGUUGGGACAGAUAAAGGAAGAAGACAACAUGGAAGGGAGGAAGAGUUCAGACAGUUCUGAUGAUAACGUGCCUCUGAAUAGUCUUUGUGGUAAUGCAGAAGUUGUGGGUAUGAGUCAAGAGGAGAGAGAAGAAGCAGGCAGUGUGCCACCAGAUGGUCAGAAAGAGAACCCUGGAGCUGAUGUAGGAGAUCAAAAAAUGGUGGCCACCAGUAAUGAAGUGUGUAAAAAAGUCACAGAGGAAAAGGGAUCUGGCAGUGAUGGAAAAGCAAGAAAAAUGACCAGGCAAAAAUUUAUGCCCGCCAAAACUUCUCCCUUGUCCAACAGAUUGAGGUCAUCACAGGGGACCUUGAGGAGUGGUAAACCCACCCGGCGAUCCCUGUCUCCCGGGAAGAGUCCAAAGCAGCUCUCAUUGAAGAAAUCAACGAAGCGGAAAAGUCUGGACCCAAAUCUACUGUCUGUUGUUAUUGAAGAUUCUGAGGAACCCACCCCUAUGUCCGAGAAACCUGUGGAUGAACUGGAAAAGAAGGAAAAUACAAAUGUCUCUGAAACUGAACCAUUAAAGGAAAAGGAGCAGAUGGCAGAGAAAGAGAGAGAUACAGAGAAGGACAUACUGGAUAUGUUAAAUGAACCAAAGAUAGAGGAGACCCCUGUAAAGAUUGCUGAGGAUAAGACGGAUGGAGGAGAUUUUGCAAUGUUUGAGAGGAACACAGAUAGCAAGCUUGUGGUAGUACCCAGAAAGUUUGAGAAGAGAACUAUUGCUAGAAGAAGUAUUCUAAAAGCAACAAGUCCUUCUGCAAAUUUAACCAAAUUUUCCCCUCUGAGGAAGCCAGCUCCUUUUCAUCCAAUCAAACUGGGACAGAUAUUUGCACCAUCUGCCUCGCCUAGUGCCAGCAUACUGAAGAGAAGAAGAUUGAGUGGAGAAAUUCCUAGAAAUUCACCCUCACCCCCAAGUAAGAAGAAGCAGAGAAGAGUGUCAUUUGCUGACCCUGUGACCUUUACUGGUGACCCUGUGACAUUGACUGGUACCCCUCUCUCUCUAGCAGCCUCAACUCCUGUCAUUAACACAGAGCCCACAGUGAGUAGUUCUGCACUGGUCCACUCAUCACCAGCUGUAUCGACCAGCAGUGAACCGAGUCAGACACAGGACUCUAUAGAGCCUUCGACCCUGGGUAGUUAUGUCAGUGUAACAGAGUCCCAGAUCACAACAGAAGCCAUUUACCCCGAGCUUGUGGACUGUUCACAAACUGUGGACCGAGUCCUGCCUCAACUGACCACCUCCAUGUGGUCACGGGGUCUUGGACAGCUGGUUAAAGCCAGAAACAUCCACACGAUUGGCGACUUGUCCCGCUUGUCAGAAAAAGAAAUUGACAAUCUACCAAUCAGGUCCCCAAAAGUUUCAACAGUAAGAAAAGUACUCAGUGUAUUUGAAAGUCAGAACAGCAACAAGAAGCCCAAAGCCAGUAUAGAGGACACAAAAGAUAGUAAUGACAGUACCAGUGUGUCACACAGCAGUACUAAGAAUGAUGAUGAGGUGGAGGUGCUGCCCUCUAUGGAGGCAGAACUCUGUGAAUUAUCUCCCAUUAUGAAAAACGUCAAUGAAGACUUGAACAGAAGCAUAGCUGAUGAGAUGAACGCCUCGGAAGAUCUGCUGGAGAAAGUGAACAUGUUGGUAUCUGCUGACGGGGAGGACUCCGUGGGCUUUGUCCCAAGUUUAAGAACCCCGGAGCCUCUGGAGGAACAAGUAUCUGAUAAAUCAAAGUCCUCCAUCCCUGAGUAUCUUGAUCAAUUGACAGCAUUGCUGACGGUUGAUUCACUGAAGUCCUUAAGAACAGGUGAACUAUUCGAUGCGCAUGAGAAACUUCUAAGUCUGGCCAAUAAUGUUGCCACAGCGAUGAAGAACAGAAUUUGUAUUGUGACUGUAUCAGAAUGGCACCCAAUCAUCAGAGAAGGGAAGACGGUGUCAAAGAUCAAUUUUGAAGUUGAUGGGAUGAACCGACUGGACAAUAAAAUAUCUGGAAAGGGAAAGAGAGGAGCACAACUCUUGACUCCUUCCUCUCCACUCUGUGAGGUCACUUGUACUGAUGAAUCUAAGUAUACUGUUAUAUGUGGAGUUAGGGCACAGCUUAUUGAAGCCAAUGAAAAUCUAGUCAAGUCACCACAAUUAUUGACACAAAAGCCACAAACAGAAGGAUAUAUUGCAAUUGUCCUCCCAAAAUUAGGAGAUUUUGAGUCUGCAACAAAGAAUUUACUGUCCAAGGAGGAGUAUAUGAAAAUACGUUUCUCAGGAACUUGAAGUGAUGCAACCUCAAGAAAAUCAAUGCAUUGUUUUUGUCAAAUGACUGUUAUCAUUGCAACUUAUACUUAAAGGUGUACUUCUUUUAAUUUUCUUACAGUGUGUAACCAUUAAAAAUGUUUCACAAAA
Molecule: messenger RNA, 8340 nt
Organism: Saccostrea echinata
Lineage: Eukaryota; Metazoa; Mollusca; Bivalvia; Ostreida; Ostreidae
Product: telomere-associated protein RIF1-like
Exons: 37
Coding region: 1-8211 (2736 amino acids)
Biological process (GO): telomere maintenance
Cellular component (GO): nucleus
Source: RefSeq, a predicted model, not a curated record